Messenger RNA from Neurospora tetrasperma FGSC 2508, 872 nucleotides. RefSeq lists its product as uncharacterized. The coding region runs from base 45 to 872 and encodes 275 amino acids. Lineage: Eukaryota; Fungi; Ascomycota; Sordariomycetes; Sordariales; Sordariaceae. The transcript has 2 exons. Gene Ontology annotation, cellular component: RNA polymerase III complex. Gene Ontology annotation, biological process: transcription by RNA polymerase III. The record is from RefSeq and is a predicted model, not a curated record.
CCUCGUACACUCCCAGAGGAACACCACACAAGAACAUCACCACCAUGUCCGGCCGAGGAGGACGAGGCGGUCGCGGUGGCCGCGGCGGCGGAGGCGGAGGAUUCGGCGGUGGCCGCGGUGGUCGUCGCGCAGUAGCCGCCAACUCGGUUCCCUGGCAAAUGGACCCGACCAUCGCUCUCGACGGAAAACCCUCUGAACUCUUCCCUCCUUACAAAGUCCCCCGCGCGCCGGUCCUCUCGAAAAAGGACGACCGACAAGUCUCCUUCUUUCUUUCGUUCCGCGAACAAUGCCACGACUCGCCUCUCUACACGCAAUCCCGCACGUGGGCGACCUUUUCGUCGUCGUCAGCAAGUAGUAGUCUCUUUGGGAGCAGCGCCAAAGCGACCAUUGACAUUUUCGAAGACGGCGUCCCCAGCUACUCGCACAAGUUCCAGCAAAAGGAACGGACGUUGCCUGACUUGGCGUCAAGGCCAUUCGCCAAAGAAUUUUUCCCCGCGGAAUUACAUGCUACGCUGGAUGGGGUUGAUGGUGGUUCGUCGGCGGCGGCCUCUGGAGCGAAACGGCGCAAGACGUCGGCGGCGGCAAAAACUAUUGCGUUGUCGUCGGCAGAGUACAAGACGGCCGAAGACGUGUUUGGUCUUAAAAAGGUCGAGGACGGCGGGGAGGAUGCGGCGGUGGGGAUCCUGUCGGAUGAUGAUGAGGAUGAUUGGGUGAAGAAUAACGAGGAUGAGGACGGGAACCCGGUGGCUGAAGAGGACGAUGAUUUCGAGGAGGAUAGUGGGGAUGAUUAUAAUGCCGAGCAGUACUUUGAUGGCAACCAGGAUGAUGAUGAUUAUGAUGAGGGUGGGGAUGAUGGGGGGGAUUACUACUAG